This is a messenger RNA of Trifolium pratense (red clover), 2758 nucleotides long. RefSeq names its product AMSH-like ubiquitin thioesterase 1. The transcript has 14 exons. The record is from RefSeq and is a predicted model, not a curated record. Gene Ontology annotation, molecular function: protein binding; K63-linked deubiquitinase activity; metal-dependent deubiquitinase activity. Lineage: Eukaryota; Viridiplantae; Streptophyta; Magnoliopsida; Fabales; Fabaceae. Gene Ontology annotation, cellular component: endosome; membrane. Gene Ontology annotation, biological process: protein K48-linked deubiquitination; protein K63-linked deubiquitination. Bases 976 to 2529 code for a protein of 517 amino acids.
GAGAAAAAAAAAAACAAAAGAGAGACAGAGAAUUUCUUGCUUUGUAAUUCGCGUAACAAAAAAUAAUUUUUUUAGUUGAAACAAAAAAAAAGUCAUUCUCAAUCUUUGUGAGUUGUGACCGUCUCUAUUAAACCCAGAUCUGAGAAUCAAAGAAAACUAAUUGAUUGUGCUGAACAACCAGAGAGAUGCUGCUGCUUCUUUUCAUAUUUGGAGAGGAUGGUACAUUAAAAAUGGGUUCUUUCUUUCAUUGCAUUCAUUUAUUCUUUCUUUCUCCAAUCUCCUUCUCUCCAUCAUUAGCACAACCCCACAAAUGGUUCUUUGACUUUCAUCAUUUCUUCAUCUCUGCAACAACCUCAUACAAAUUUGACUUCGUCCCAAACUAUAUGUGUUUUGCUACUUCAACAUCAAAACGAUUUUUUGAAAAAUUCGAAUGCUAUAAUCUCUCCAUAGUGAAAAGAUCUAACAACCUUGUCGUCGCUUCCCACAAUUUCAGCGAGCUUGAUGAUGAAGGAGGAACAGUGAUUUUGGGGCGGUGAGGAAAAAGCUUAGUGGAGAGAGAAGACGAAGUUAAUUAGAACACUAUUUUUAUAUUUAUUUUUAAUAAAAAAUAGCAUAGCCGGUUGCAGGUAGAUAGAUGUUUUAACAUGAAUGACGUGGACCAAUAGUUGGUCAAGUGUUCAAAAGCGUCUGUUAGAGCGAGUGUCGCUAGCAGUGCUCUUACUCCAAAACAGCAACCAAACAGAGCUAGCUGAAUUUCCAUAUUUACCCUCAACAAAAGUCAAAAUUACAAUCAAGUCCAUUUCUUGUCCAAUUCAUCUUCUUCCUCUGAACCCAAUUCAAAACCACCAUUGAUGAAUUCACUCACAUCAAAAUCUCCACAACAACACUAUUAAACGCCGCGUUUCGAUAAUUUCAAUUCAACAACAACAAGACAGUGAAACGCUGCGUUUUGACAAUUUCAAUUCAAAAAAAAAAAUGAGGUCUUCUUAUUCUUCUUCUUCUUCUUCGGGUGCGAUCAACGUCGCUAUGAGUGCUCAGAAGCUUGAAGUCGAUAAUCGGAUUUCUCUUCGGUUCUAUUAUCGGAUUGCUGAUAAUAUACUUCGACAGGCCGACAUUUUUCGUGCAGAGAAGAACAUUAUUGACCUAUAUGUCAUGCUUUUAAGAUUUUCUAGUUUGGCAUCUGAGACAAUACCGCGUCACCGGGAGUAUAGAUCAUCUCCACAAAGCAAGAAACAAUCAUUGAAAAAGGGAUUGUUGAUUUCUUUGAAUGAACUGGAGACGUUGAAACCGUUGGUCCAGCAGAAGAUCAAUGAGCUUAACAGCAAAAUUGCUCACCAACAAAAUGGACGGGGAAAUUUUCAUUCAAAUAAUUCAGUGGAUUUUUCUCCUGUGAGAAAGCAAACUUUGGCUAGUAAUAAUGGACAAAUAAAGGCAGUCAGAGCAACUGCCAAGGAGUAUGUUUACCAAGGAUCAAGUGGCCAACAGUUCUCUUAUGUCAGGCCUGUGGAAGAGCAAGUACGAAGACUAUCUCUAACUCUGCCACCUCCAAAAUUGGAAACUCUCUCUAGACAUUCUAUCCUUGGUCCCAAUGGGCUUAAUGGGCAGUGGCGGCCACCUACUAUUAAUACAGGGGUCAGGUAUCCAACUAACAUAGAUCUCUCUCCAGUUGAACUACCAAGCUUACGGCCUCCCUUAGAAGAUGUAUCUCUGAGUAAUAAAGAUAAUAGCAUUGCGGAACUCCAUAAAUUAGAUUUAAAUUCAAUUCCUACCGAUAGUGAAGACAGACAGCCCCAGCGGACUCAGGAAUCUCCUUCUCUUAUCUCUUUUGAAGCAACAGAAACCUCUGAUCGAAUAGAAGUUAUCAGACAACCUUCUCCUCCACCCGUACUUGCUGAAGUGCAAGAUUUGGUUCCUGCAGUGUCACCUCACAUUAAUGAGGGAGGAUGUAAGACAGAGAUUCCAUCAUCUGACAGUUGUGUUCAUGCCGAGUCUCCUCUGCAACUGCAUAUUUCAACUGCUUUGAUGGAAGACUUUAUGAAACUUGCCAAGUCAAAUACUAAGAAAAAUUUGGAGACUUGCGGUGUCCUUGCUGGUUUGCUUAAAAACAGAAAAUUUUAUAUUACUGCUCUAAUAAUCCCCAAGCAGGAAUCAACCUCAGAUUCUUGUCAGACUACAAAUGAAGAGGAAAUAUUUGAUGUGCAGGAUAAACGAUCACUUUUUCCCCUAGGGUGGAUCCAUACACAUCCUACUCAAUCUUGUUUCAUGUCAUCAAUUGAUCUACACACACAUUACUCAUAUCAGAUUAUGCUGCCAGAAUCUGUUGCAAUAGUCAUGGCGCCGACAGAUAGUUCAAAAAACCAUGGCAUUUUUCGGCUGACAACCCCUGGGGGAAUGUCUGUUAUCAAACAAUGUGAUCAACGCGGCUUUCAUCAACAUAACCAGCCUCCAGAUGGUGGUCUUAUUUACGACACAUGUACAGAUGUUUACAUGAACCCAAAUUUAAAAUUCGAUGUCAUCGAUCUUCGAUGAUAAUAAGAGUUUAUAUACAUGCACCCUUUCAUUGUGUAUAUAUAUAGACCAUGAUUUGUAUUUUCUCCUAUAUAUAGUUUUUAAUUUUACAGCCUGUGACAAUAAAUCAUGUCUGGCUGUAUUUGUAAAAAAAAAUGAAGAAAUAUUGCUUGUUGUAAUGGCUAUUCAUUCUUUGGAUAACCACUUUAACUAUUCACUGGUGCACUGCAUGCACAGCCAUUUCCUGCAA